This is a messenger RNA of Lathyrus sativus (Indian pea), 753 nucleotides long. The record is from the annotation of a GenBank genome assembly. NCBI's taxonomy places the organism in Eukaryota, Viridiplantae, Streptophyta, Magnoliopsida, Fabales, Fabaceae.
AUGCGUAUCACUAUCCCAACCAAUACCACCGUCAUUAUCGCCCUUCAAGGUGAAGGUAACGAUGUAGCGUUCUGGCAGUCAGUUUGGAUUAGUGACCUUCCGUUUAAAGUCAUAUUUAACGGCUUGUUUCAGUGUUGCUCUAUGAAGACAGUGUUCGUCCGUGAUAUGGGAUACUGGGAGGAAGGGCAGUGGAAUUGGAAACUGAGAGAUUCGUUGAUCGAUUCAGACAUCUCUCUUGAACCAGACUGGUCUGAUUGUUGUAAAUUGUUGGAAAAUGUCUCAGUUAUCCCCGACGAGUCCGACAAAUGGCGGUGGCUUCUUCAUGAUUCUUUGUCUUUCAAGUCUCUCUGGAAGACGGUUCUUCCGGCGAAAGUGCAAACUCUCAGUUGGAGAUUGGCGCUUGAUAGAUUGCCUACGAGAUCUAAUUUAUUGAAAAGAAGGGUGUUUGAUUCCGAGCAAGACUUGGAUUACGUUUUUUGUUCUAGUAGCCUCGAGGACGUAUCCCACCUCUUCUUCUCGUGCAUUAAAUCAACUCAGGUGUGGAACUCGAGCCUUAGUGGUCGGUGUCAAGCGAAUAGAGUAUAUUCGAUUUGGUUUAUUACUUGUUGGAGUAUUUGGAGGUCUAGAAAUGAAUGUAUUUUCAAUAAUGUAGUUACUGAGGUCGACAAUAUUGUUUUCGACAUUAAACUUUAUUCUUGGAAUUUGUUGAUCCUAUGUAAGAAGGGGAGCAAGAAGUGUUGUUUGUAUGGUUAG